UCUGGUGUGUACGUAAGUAUGUAAAAAGAUAUUUGUGAAAUUGUGCUGUGAAAAAAUACUGUUUUUUUAUCUCCGAUAUGUACAACUUUUUUCACUACUUUCGGGAAAUCUUACACCUGAAUUGGAAUUGCCUUUCAAUAGAAGCAGGAUUCCAAAAACCUUUCAAAUGCUUCCAGAAAGAAAAACUACAUAGUGUCAAAAGUAAAGUGAGUUAGUCUUACUUCAAUUGUUAUGCAGAACUGCGCAAAUAAAUCUACACGAAGGAAUCGUAUAAAUAAAUUGGUUUAUCUGGAUUUUUUAUUCAAUUGUAUUGGAUUGACUAGAGUCAAAAGUCCUGCAAAUUGUAUGUAGGACUGAGUUUGACACACAAUAUGCAUACUUAUGUACCUUUGACUUUCAUCCUGCGUCACUUUCACCAUUUUGCUUCACUUCAAUGCUCCAUCCACAAGCUCGGCCCAGUUAUCAAUUGGUGCUCGUCGACUAAAUUAUAUGGGAUUGGUAAUCGUUGUAGGAGUGGCGAAUGCAAAAUAUAAUCCAUUAAGUAGUUCAGCAUCUCGUAAAAUCUAGAGCAAUUAAUUUCAGAUUGACAAAAACGGGAUGUGUAUCAAGAAAAUCCUCCUAUGGGACGGCUCAGACAGAUGUCAAAAGGAAUAUCAAAAUGAUACUUUCUCUGCAGGUUUCUGUCCAUCCGUGUGGGACAACUUUCUCUGCUGGCCUCCCACUCCUCCAGGUAACAAGAGCAUAAUCCAGUGCCCACAGCUAAACUGGAACGAUGUUGGAAAAUUAGCAUUUCGCUAUUGCCUGGAAAACGGGUCAUGGACUGGAGGCGAUCAACAAAAUCCUGACGCCGAGUGGACGACAAACAAUUCUUGUCUAAAUCCCUAUGUCCAAGAAUUCAUGAAGAAUAUUCACGGAUCACAGGUAAAAAAAUCACAUAAAGCUUUGUGUAUUUUUUGUAGUUUCUCGUGACAGGAUGCUAUUUACAAAAAAACCUCGAUAUAGUCUGCUACAAAACUGAAAAUCUGAAAUUACAGCAUAACGCUAUGACUUUAUUGCAGACGAAACCUGGAAUUUACGAAGCCAAUCGCACUCUGGAAAUAAUUGGAUUGACAUUUUCAAUAUUUUCACUUCUGAUGUCCCAAAUAUUUUUUCAUGGAUUCAGGAAUUUGCAAAACAACCGAACCAUGAUUCAUAAAAACCUGUUUGUUGCGGUGAGCAUUCAAGUAAUUGUGCAACUUAUUCAGCAUUUUGACAAAAUCUACACUUCCGAUGUGUACAUACUAGAGACGAUGAAAUACGCAUGUGAAACGGCGUAUGUUUUGAUGGAAUACGUUCAAACUGCAAUAUUCCUCUGGAUGUUCAUUGAAGUACUUCACCUUCACAAACUGAUAACAGUCACAGCUUUCCAAGAGUUUCUCACUAUAAAAAUCUAUUACAUUUUGGGAUGGGGAUCUCCAAUAUUGCCAAUAAUAAUAUGGGGAGGGCUUACCUAUCACUCGUCAUAUAACUUUGUUUGUUUCGCUGGGUACAAUCUGUCUGGAUUCUCUUGGACCCUGGUUCCACGCCAAUUUGUAUUCGGGCUAAAUCUCCUCUUCCUUGCCAACAUCAUUCGAAUACUGGGGACGAAGUUGAGCGACAGUAAUUCUGCGCAAACAAUCCAAGUUCGGAAAGCAGUGAAAGCAGGAGUUGUCCUUGUUCCGCUGAUGGGCAUUGCAAACCUCGUCCAGUCGACUUACUGGCCAUUGGAAAUGAACAUUAUUCAGCUGGGCAAUUUGUCCUACCUUGUCACCACGCUAAUUUCAUUCCAGGGGUUCUUUUGCUCCCUCAUUUACUGCUUUCUUAAUCGACAGGUAAAACAAUCCUUGAAACGUUUUUUCAAGGACUGGAAAGCCCGGAUUACUACUACUCGGCAGAAUCCAAACGCCAGUCCGGACGCGUUUUUCGUUGUACCAAAUCCGACUCCUUUUGGGGCAAUGGUUGAUUCUCCCGACCGCAUCAGAAGAAAUCAAAGAUCCAGAUCGGAGGAGUUGAGAAAGCAUAAACAGCAGCGGACUUUCGGGGGCUCUGUGGGAAAGCGGAAGGUGAAAGUUGUUGGGGAAGGAGCAGGAGUCGACCCUUUCUUUGAGCACUGGAGCGAUGUGGAACUGUCGGCACACAAUAAUGUCGAUAUUGAGCAAAUUGAGAUCCCACUCCAAUAUUUCGCACAAGGACCGAACACUGUGCACAGCAAUAUUGACACUGCAUACUCAAAAUUGGCAACUUCAUCCCGAACAGCGCAAUCCACAAGCAUGGACGCCAGGAUUUCCCACGUUGACCUCAAUUCACCAGGAUCAUCAAGUAACAAAGCUUGUCAGAGAGGUCAGAGGGGGCAAGCUCAGGGACAAGUUAGAAGCAUCUUGUCCAAAAUUGAUAUCUCACGUCCUCAGUUGCCCCACAAUGCUGAUCAGCAGAUCAUGGAAUAAGGGGCGAAUUGGGAAUCUCAUCAUCCAACUUUUCUCAUUUCCAACAACAUGUAGAUGCGUAGAAGUUAUACAGACAAUUGUUUCAGUAGUAUAUAUACCUCUAUGUAGAUUCAAUAUUACUACCUCAGAUUUUGAUAAUCAGAUCCUGAAUCUGAUUAUAAACUUUCUCUGCAACCGCUUGUCAGUUAUCUAUUUUGGAUGAUUCUAAAUGUUGCAUCCUGCAAAAUGCUUAAAUAUAUUAGCAAAAUCUGACUUGUUCGCUUACCUGAUUAUAUUGUACAAAUAAAAUUCAUAGUUGUGUUUAUCAUGACAUUCUGCGAAGAUGUUAGUAGCCGACUCUGAUAGUCUAGUAUUGUAAUUACAUAUGCAACUCUCUAUACA
This is a messenger RNA of Folsomia candida, 2843 nucleotides long. Its product is annotated as PDF receptor-like. Lineage: Eukaryota; Metazoa; Arthropoda; Collembola; Entomobryomorpha; Isotomidae. Gene Ontology annotation, cellular component: plasma membrane. Bases 1044 to 2462 code for a protein of 472 amino acids. The record is from RefSeq and is a predicted model, not a curated record. The transcript has 9 exons. Gene Ontology annotation, molecular function: G protein-coupled peptide receptor activity. Gene Ontology annotation, biological process: adenylate cyclase-modulating G protein-coupled receptor signaling pathway; cell surface receptor signaling pathway.